AUGUCGUUGGCAAUACCCGACAAUGGCCUUCUCCUUGAAGGUCCGACCGAAGCAGCAGCUCGGCGAUCGACGCACGCAUUUGCGGUGCCCUUGUCCGCUAAACUCGUUGCGCAGAUGAUUGAGAGCGCACAGAAUGGGGGCAAGCUUCAGUUGUCACUGAGUGACGAUCCGGCAAUCCUCAUUGAAGAUCAGGAAGUACCUCUCCAGCCCGAGCUUUUAACAGAACCAGUGGACUACGAGUUGUUCUACACCAACCCAAACAAGCCAACUAGAGGUCAACGAGUCUUGGGACCAGUCAUGUCAAUCUUUGACUACUACAAAAGGGCCAAGGCUCGCAAGGCGACUCAAACCACCAAACCUUCCAACGGUAUCGAAGGGGCAGUCGAAAACCUAAAGAAUUCCUUCGCCAAGGUUGAGGCAGAUAAGCGAGAGAACUCCGCUUUGAUCGUCGAGGGACUGCCUUCCAAAAAGGGUGCCAAAAUCAACCCCGGCAAGGCAAGACUCCUGGGGUCACAGACCAAUGGCUCGUCUCGGUCGAUUUCUGUCAGUCCUGCGUUGAGUGGGCUUGGUUCACCUUCCCUGGGUCCUACCAGUAACGGCCCUGGUGACCGAUUGAAGCAACAGAAAUUCCCCAUCAUCCACGAGCUUGCUGCCCAAAACCUAACAUUCGAGGAACUUCUUGAGAGAUACGACGGAGAUGAGCAAGAAUUCCACCCGAUUCUCAACAAGGUGGCUGACUUUGACUCGGAUGAGCAAAAAUGGGUUCUUAAGAAAAUGUAUUGGAAAGAGCUGGAUGUCUUUGAGUAUGCCUACGCCACGGACGAAGACCGCCAAAAAGCGAUCGACAACGCCAUCAAACAGUAUGAUCGCAUGCGGUUGGGUAUUUCGGAUCCGCUGUGGCAGAAGUUGCUUCCCAAGGGAGAACGCGGAAAGGGUAUUUGCCUGAGCAAGCUUCAUGCCACUAUCGCCAAGAACAGUCAAACCGUUCCGACCCCAAACCGAAUCACAGGAACUGCCAGCCCUAGCGGUGCAGAGACGGAGAAGGGAGAGCCGAUGUCGCGGUCCAACUCUCAGACAGGCGUGACCAAGAAGAAAGUGUCGGCUUCGGUUGCGCAGGCCAAGCGUCUUGCCACAGCAAUCGCAAAUGCCAAAAAGCCGGGCAGGCCGAGUGCUGCCAAGGCAACAGCUUCAAAGGUGGCAUCGCCUAGGAUGGCCUCACCGAAGGUGGCUCCUACAAAGGUCACAGGGUCAAAGGGUCCUGCCGCUAAGGGGGGGCGCAUUCUUUCCAAGGAGAUCAUCACGGAUUCCGAUUCAGACGAAGACGAAGUGCCUCUUUCGAAGAGCUUAGGAAGGACUCAAGGAGUUGCUGCGCCUGCACCUGGUACUAAGAAGUCUGGUCCUCCCGUGGAGAAAUACAAGACAGCAGCAAAAUCAAUUGAGGCCCCAAGCCCAAAGACUAAACAGAAGCCAAAGGCCGCUCCGAUCAGAGCUGUUGGGAAGAAGAAGGUGGAGGAGACCAGAGAUACAAUUCGGGCUCAACCCAUUCCCAAAACCACCAAGCCGAUGGUGUCGAAACGCCCGCGGGAUCCAGAGGACGACGAAAGUUCCAGCUCCGGAACUCCGCUUAGCCAGCGUGUCAAGCCAGUGCCAAAGCCCAAAGCAAGACCUGACGCUACGACUAAAUCUGGCAGCACAUUUGCAAAGGGCAAGUUUGCCAGUCCCCAGAAAUCUUCGCCAUUGGCCUCAUCUCCGCUUACCAACGCGUCGGAUAACGAGGAAGAUCGCCGGGCCAUCGUAUCGAGGCCUCAGAAACGGGAGCGCGAGCGCGAGCGUGACCGUGAGGUUAUCGUUAGUAGCGCAAGCAGCAAUGCCGGCAGUGUCAAUGGAGACGUUGGAUCUAGAAGCAAGAAACGUCCUGCGCCGUCCGAUUAUGCAUCCGGCAAUAUCGGCUCCAAGCGCCCACGCCUCGACCCAGAUCUCCUCAGCAGGGCCGAAAAGUUCAAACGCGCAUAUACCCGGUACGAGGCAUUGCACCGUGAGGUCAGUAGUGCGGAAGACCCUUCAUCAGAGAAGGUGGAGAGUCUUAUGCGAAUGCACGCUCGACUUCAGAUUGAGAAGAAGGAAAUCUACAGCGCUGUCACGUUGGAGAAUGACUAGGAGCCCCAUGGAAAACACGACAGAAAGAGGCGAGGAA
Messenger RNA from Neurospora tetrasperma FGSC 2508, 2194 nucleotides. RefSeq lists its product as uncharacterized. The record is from RefSeq and is a predicted model, not a curated record. The coding region runs from base 1 to 2157 and encodes 718 amino acids. NCBI's taxonomy places the organism in Eukaryota, Fungi, Ascomycota, Sordariomycetes, Sordariales, Sordariaceae. The transcript is spliced from 3 exons.